Molecule: messenger RNA, 2682 nt
Organism: Somion occarium
Lineage: Eukaryota; Fungi; Basidiomycota; Agaricomycetes; Polyporales; Cerrenaceae
Source: the annotation of a GenBank genome assembly
GUUAGUUUGUAUCAAGACGCUCUGGUUGUGGCAGAUGUCUUCGCAUCUCGUGCUUUUACUUCAUAUACUUAGAUCUAUUGCAUAUCUGUUGUACAUCCGACACCAUGUCUGACCAUAGGUAAGUCCUCUAUUCGACUUCGCAUGACACAGACGCUUUUGUGCACCAUGACUUCGCGACCUUGUCCAUCUUCGUCGCUACGCCAUGUCCACAAGAUGUGAAUAUUGGCAGUAAUAAGACGCCUCUAAGAGUCCUGCAAUAUUCGUUGCUAUGCGUUGAAGGCUGGGAGAACCAUCAAUGUUGACUCAGACGCCUCAGUGACGAGUUCCCGAGUCAUCGUGACAGUACUUACGCCCGUUGCACAAGCCCGAGAGCCUUCUCAUGCUGACUGUUGACCCGCCACGCAUGACCUUGUGGAACGCUCUCGCAGCUCUGAUUGUGCCAUCGAUUACCCUAAGACUUAUGGACACUCACUUUCCUAUUAUACUUCGAUGCGAUUUUCAUAUAGCAGUUGUCUGACCUAAGAUCUUUGCAGCUCUGGAUUCACCCCCAUACAACUCACAAAAUCCUGCAUAAUUUUCUAACUCAGACUGCAUUUUGAUACAAUCUGUCCCGCCUCGAAAGAUGGAGCUCGUUAAUCGAUGGCUUCGGGAGUCGAGAGCGAUCGCCGCUCAUUCAACGUUGAUGCUUCCAAAUCCAGGAACAUUCAGUGACUGGACGCCCUAAUGCUUACUUGAAACGGAGCUAAGUCGGGCUUGGCAGCUAUUCGGGCGAGACGUUGCCGAGGAAGCUUAAAAAGCAGUGUGUUCGGUUUGUCGAUCGCCCAUUGACUGACUCUGUUCCUUGCUAGCUUUUAUCACUUCGGCGAGCUACCGCCAUGGCAUCACGUUCUCUACGAAGCACUGUCUUUUCCAUUGUUCUCAUUUCAAUCGUCUUUCCUUUCGCUCAUGCUGUAACUGAUUAUGCCAAUGUCUUCAUCGACCCUGAUCGCGUUGUCGCAAAAAGCUUCAAUGAAUCUACAGCCCUUGCCCAGAAAACUAUUGCACAAUGGGCCGAUUCGUUGAGCAUAGGUGGUCCCUGGAGUGUCACUACUAAGCCCGUGACGCCCCCAUCGGGAAACAAACAUGACUAUCUGAGUUAUGCGCCUUAUUAUUGGCCGGACUGCUCUCAAGCCGGCAAUACGACUGCAUUGAGUGACGAACAAGCUCGGCAACAGUGUACCUGGGUCCAGCGAGACGGGCAGAUAAACCCAACAUCCAAAGACGCAUCAGACAUAGACAACUUCGAGACGUUAGGCGAUGCUGUUCUAUACAACACUUUAACUUGGGCACUUCAAGGGUCCAGUACAGCAUCCGCGAACGCUGUGAAAUUUAUUCGAACAUGGUUCUUGGACGCAGAUACCGCUAUGGCACCAAAUUUAAACUUCGCACAAAUGCAAGGCGGGCCAGGACCAGAUGACCAAUCUGGCACUCAUACUGGCGUCCUUGAUUUGAAAUGCAUGGCCAAGAUUGUCAACGGUAUCUUGGUUCUUAGAAGUGGUAAGUCCGCCGAUUGGACCUCUGACCUCGACGGUCAAAUGGUUGGCUGGACGAAGGAAUAUAUCUCCUGGCUACAAUCCUCCCCGCUCGCGCAGAGGGAGGCUACAUCACCGAAUAAUCAUGGGACGUUCUACUACAACCAGCUCGCAUCCCUUCAAAUCCUCGUCGGUGAUAAAGAUGGGGCUAAGAACACCGUACAGACCUACUUCAAUACCCUCUAUCAGCACCAGAUUGAUGCUAAUGGCGAGCAGCCCGAAGAAGCGGCGCGAACGAGACCAUAUCACUACCGUGCCUAUAACCUUGCGGCCAUGAUUACCAAUGCUCGCCUGGGUGAAUAUGUUGGUUUCGAUGCAUGGAACGUCAAAUCCGCUGCUGGCGCAAAUAUUCAAACGGCUCUUGACUUUGCCAUGACGAUUUCUCCCGGCGAUGACGCAGCUGAAGAACUGUACCCAAAUGUGGCGGCGGUCGCGGCACAUUAUGGGGAUCCCACAGGGAAAUACGGCAAGUUCCUUAUGCAACAGCUCAGUUUGGAUCUUGCGAAGCAGCCUUUCUUCGCUUGGGAUUCUUUCGCGGUUUCUGGGCUUCCAGUUUCUUAUACUUCUUCUGCGUCUUCCUCCACCCAAGUCAGUAAGGGUAGUAGUGGCGCUAGUCCCACCGGAGCUUCUUCUGUUCCCAAUGGCAAGGCUCCGUGGGAGGAGGAUGCCGCUCUCACGGCUACAGUCUCCUGGUUCAUGCUUGCGUAUACCACUAGCUUCGUCCUUUUCUUUGCAUUCUGCUGAGCGGAUGAUUCUAUUUUUUUUUGUAUAUGUGUGCCUCUGUUUCUCUGCCUGGGCUUAUUUCCAACUUUCGAUGGUGUGCCUUUCUGUCUUUCUGUACGUUGGUUAAAUGGGGCACAACUUCAAGGGUCAUCAUGUUGCUUAAGUGUACAAUGUGUUGUAUGGUUGCGCUAUGUGUUUUCUCCAAUGUUAGUCAUCUCUGACGUUCUUAUGUCCAUUCAAGGUGAGUUUAUCCAUCGCAGACUAGUACUCGUACUAAGUAAAACAUGCACUCGCACUAUUGUACUACCUAGUCUAUACCGUUAUCUGCGUGAAAUACUCUGUGCCCCGAAUCAAAGUGGUUAUCUUUAGUGACAACCUCAGCCCUCCA